UGGCUCGACAAUCAGUUCGUUAACAGCCUUUGGUAGAUCGGUUAGUCGGUCGGUCGUCAUGCCUAUCGCCGUUCGAAUAUAUUAACUCGUUGUUACACCCACACGUGCACACACCCGUCGUAGAGACCAAGCCGGGGAUUCACCUCGACGUUUCUCACGUCGCACGAGAGUGUCGUCCACCAGGGUAUGUCGUCGCGGGGCCGUGCAAUACGGUAAAAUGUUGCCGCUGGCCAAUCGGGAUCAUUCGCUGACAACCAGGUGAAGAUGGAAGAUGACGCUGACCUCAGGGAACAAUUGUUUCUGAACACCGUACGCGAGAACAUAAUAUAUUUGCUGCUUUUUUUGCUGCUAUAUAUCUCAAGUUACGCGCUGAUCGCGCGUUUUAGACGCCGGGAUCGCGAGGACUACCUGUCGGUGGACGAGGAUGAGGCCACUGUGUACAGGAUCAGCCUUUGGCUGUGCACGGUCGCCCUGGCAAUUUCCGUCGGCGCGACCCUCUUACUUCCGGUGUCUAUCGCUAGUAAUGAAGUCCUCAUCUUAUAUCCAAACAGCUACUACGUCAAGUGGCUCAACAGCUCCCUCAUCCAAGGUCUAUGGAAUCACGUGUUCCUAUUCUCGAACUUAUCGCUUUUCGUGUUUCUGCCUUUCGCCUAUCUUUUCACGGAGUCAGAGGGUUUCGAAGGCCAUAAAAAGGGCGUGAUGGCGAGAGUAUACGAGACAGUGACAGUUCUCUGUCUCUUGGGUACUCUCGUACUAGGAAUGACUUAUGUCCUGUCGGCCCUAUUGGAUUAUCAAAACUCAAGUUUACACACGUUGCUCAAUUUAUGGAGUUAUUAUUUGCCUUUUCUAUAUUCCUGCGUCUCGUUCGUCGGCGUAGUAAUGUUAUUACUAUGCACUCCAGUGGGAUUCGUACGACUGUUCGAUGUGGCGGGGUCGUUUCUUGUUAAACCCCAAUUUCUGAAGAACUUAGAUGAGGAGUUCUUCGCGUAUAGAUUAGAGGAGGACUGUAUCCGCAGAAGAUUACAGCACGUAAAAGCUACGGGGAAGUCGUACGUAUCACCGGUGCCGAUGUCGCCGGCGAUGAACUGUGGCUGGUUGCCGCACGAGGACGAUGAGCCACUACUGUGCAUAAGUCCGGGUCUGCUGUGUCUGAGGAACGGUGCUCUGCAAAAGGGUCUUUCUCAACGGCUGGACGACGUUCAGAAGCGGCGACAGCUGCUGGAUCAACAGCGGAGGACCUGGUGGGUCCGGCGCACGCUACUUUAUCCAGUAGCGAUGCUGGCGCUGCUCGUUCUGUCCACUGCCACGGCCCUAUUAGCGGUGCAAAACACUAUAGAAUUACUGAUAGGUAUCAAGGCGUUGCCGUUGAGCACGAGGCAAUUUACGCUCGGCAUCAGUUCCCUGUCCAAGCUCGGACCCAUCGGUGCGGCCAUCGAGGUGGCGGUGAUUCUUUAUUUGGCCGUGACUAGCGCGAUCGGCCUGUACGCUUUACCGGGCGUGAGAAUGGUUCAACCAAGGUUCCGCUCCACGCCACUCACCCACCUCAUUGCGAAUUGCGCUCUUUUGCUUGUGCUAAGUUCGGCGUUACCGCUAUUAUCGCGAAUAUUAGGAAUGACAAAUUUUGAUCUACUGGGUGAUUUCGGACGCAUCGAGUGGCUUGGUAAUUUCAAGCUCGUUCUCCUCUACAACUUGAUCUUCGCGACGGCGGCGAUCAGCUGCCUGACCACCAAGUUUACGGCUACCGUGCGCAAGGAGAUCUACGCCCGUCUGAGGAGCAGCCUGCUCGGUAUCUUUAGGACCACGAGCGUCACCGCCGACGCGAAGAAAUAUUCAUCGUCGUCAGGAAUAUUUUCUAUAAAGGAAGAUUAGACUGAUUUGUUAUAUUAUUAUAUAAUUAAUAUAAACAACAGAGAGAGAAAAGAGACGCCGGGACCUUACGAAAGUUUGCCUGGUUUUUAUGUUCUUGCAUGCAGAAUUACAAGGAGUCUCUCUCGAGCUUCUCGAAGACGUGAGAAAUUGAUAUCAUAUACGACGCAUGUAAGAAGGACGGAGAUAGAGAGUUCUCGAAUUUGCCGAUCUAUGGACGUGCCAAUCCUUCGAUGCUUUAAAACUCUUGGACUCCUGGAUCGUUCGAUUCUCACGUGCUCGAGCAAUCACGCCGAGGUCCUCUAUAUUUUCAUAUUCCUAGAUUCAGAAACUGUUGGUUUGUUUUAAUUUUUUUAAGAAUUUAUGGAUCGAAUAUAUAAAACAUAUUAAAUAUAUGACAGUAUAUUUAAAUAAAGACGCCUUGCGUCGUGUCUGAGAGAUUGGCUUUUCCAAGGAACUAUCGAUUACGUUGAAAUCAUCGGUAAACUUCAUCGGCAAUCUGGACGUAAUCUUGAGAUUUCUUUUUUAAAGAGCCAGACACUUUUGCACGCUUUUGCUCCCGUGCCAUCGAGAAUCACUGCAUUGAAGAGCCAACGAAACUUUCGUGAGAGCCUAAAAGUUUAUCGCUUAGAAUAAACGAACGCUAGUGAUUAUUUGUAAUUAUGCGCGAGGCCAGUCAAGGACAUGUCCGAUAAGGACAACAAGGCGGUCACAUUCGUAAUACGUAGCGUUAAAUAUUUAUUUAUUACAUUAAUGCUAAUUUUUAAGAAUAUAUUUGUCCGGGCACGAAACAAAAACUCUACAAUCGGACGAGUUUAUGUAUGUACAUAUGGCGAUCGAAUGAUUAAUUUAUAAUGGAUGACGAGGACUGCAAGGAGGAUAUGGUACGAUCUAAGUUGCGUAUGCGCAAGAUAUUGAGUGAAAUUUUUCAUCACACAAUAAUAUAUCUGACA
Trachymyrmex cornetzi is the source of this 2819-nucleotide messenger RNA. RefSeq names its product LMBR1-like protein lilipod (gene lili). Gene Ontology annotation, cellular component: plasma membrane. Bases 265 to 1869 code for a protein of 534 amino acids. Gene Ontology annotation, biological process: signal transduction. Gene Ontology annotation, molecular function: transmembrane signaling receptor activity. The record is from RefSeq and is a predicted model, not a curated record. The transcript is spliced from 9 exons. Lineage: Eukaryota; Metazoa; Arthropoda; Insecta; Hymenoptera; Formicidae.